AUGGCCUCCCUCUCGAAACUCCCAUUUCCGGAGCGGGCUGUCGCUCACCCCCACCCUGUUGCCAAACGACUCUUUCAGAUCGCCGAGACCAAGAAAUCCAAUCUGGUGAUAUCCGCAGAUCUGACCGAUAGCGAGAGCCUGCUUCAAUGCGCUGAUAGCCUUGGACCUUACAUUGCCGUGUUCAAGACUCAUGUCGAUGUGGUCGCGGACUUUGGUGAUGAGACCAUUCAAGGGCUCAAGGAGUUAUCCAAGAAGCAUAACUUUCUGAUCUUCGAAGAUCGCAAGCUCGUGGACAUCGGCAACACUGUCCAGAAACAGUACCACGGCGGCGUCUUACGCCUCUCGGAAUGGGCCGACAUCGUGAACCUCAGCGUCCUGGGCGGGGAUGGAAUCGUUGAGGCGCUAGAUCAGAUUGUGACGGCACCCAGUUUUCCCUUUCCCGAGCAGAGGGCCUUUCUGAUCUUGGCGGAGAUGACUUCGAAGGGUAGCCUGGCCACCGGGUCAUACACUCAGAAAUGCAUCGACAUAGCCCGCAAGUGCCCACGAUCCAUGAUUGGCUUUGUCGCAACGAGGGCGCUCGGUGAGGCUCAGCCGGACGAGAAUGAAGAUUUUCUGGUCUUCACCACUGGCGUAAACCUGGCAAGCCAGGGCGACAAGUUGGAUCAGCAGUAUCAGACACCCGCGAGCGCGGUCGAACGUGGCGCGGACUUCAUCAUUGCUAGUAGAGGUAUCUACGCUUCUGCAAACCCCGUGGAAGCCGCGAAGCAGUAUCAAGCUGCAGGGUGGGCUGCAUACCUCAAGAGAACUCGAGCGUGA
Molecule: messenger RNA, 816 nt
Organism: Dichotomopilus funicola
Lineage: Eukaryota; Fungi; Ascomycota; Sordariomycetes; Sordariales; Chaetomiaceae
Product: Orotidine 5'-phosphate decarboxylase domain-containing protein
Exons: 2
Coding region: 1-816 (271 amino acids)
Biological process (GO): 'de novo' pyrimidine nucleobase biosynthetic process; 'de novo' UMP biosynthetic process
Molecular function (GO): orotidine-5'-phosphate decarboxylase activity; orotate phosphoribosyltransferase activity
Source: RefSeq, a predicted model, not a curated record